Molecule: messenger RNA, 4230 nt
Organism: Lymnaea stagnalis (great pond snail)
Lineage: Eukaryota; Metazoa; Mollusca; Gastropoda; Lymnaeidae
Source: the annotation of a GenBank genome assembly
UAGGCAGUGUGCAAAGUCAGUCCUAAAUAUACAAUGGCAGAAUUUGGAAGAAGACAGUUCUGUCAGGCAAAACUUUUUGGUGUCUUUGGCCAAUCUCCAUACCAAACUCAUUCCAUUUGAUUUUCCACGUUUUCGGCUGUUGGAGGCUUUGACGGAAAAUCCAUGGACCAAUCCAACACUUGCAAAAGUAAUGGGAGGAGAAGUGGAAGAUGGAGAUAAAGAAGAAGGUUUUUAAAGAUUUUUAAAUAAUUUUCCUCGAAAUUAGUAAAUAAAAUAAAUUUAAAAAACUUCCUCUUAAAUUUGAAGCCAACUCUAGUAAUAAAGAAUCAAACUAUAAAAAUAAGUUUUAAAAAAACAACUACUUGUAUUUUUUAAUUAAUAAUGCGAAUAUGCAUUUUAAAACUUUCAAGAUGUUCUUACCAAAAAAUAAUAAUUUUGCUGUAGCUUUGUUGCUAUUUUAAACAAAAACCACUAUUCAGGCUAAAGUGCAAUGACACUGUUGUGCAUCGUCUUCAUUUUUACAGAAAUAAGGUUUGUUAACAUACUUUUUCACGCCAAGUUUGAAAUUGCUUUUCAAAUUUGUUUGCUAAGAAUAAAUCCCUUAAUUAAAUUAAAUAUUUUAUUAAGGGUUUGGAUUCUUUAAGUGCACCAUUAGAAUUUGUUGAAAUUAAAUUCAUUGCAUUGUGCUCUCUAAUGUUUCAGUGCGCAACUAUAUAGAGCAGGAAGAUCCCAUCAUCUUACAGUUGAGGGUUGACAUGAUGCUUAGAGAAAAUUGUGAAGAAUAUGCUCUUAACCUGUGUAACAGCUGUCUCACCCACCCAGAGCUUCAGACAGAUUUGAGUAUAAGAAAAAUUCAACUUUCUCUCCUCUAUAAGCUGGGACACGAGGAUAGAUUGCAGGAAGAGGUUAGAACUAAGUUUUGAACUGCCAUGCAUAAAAUAUAUUCUUUAAAAAUCUUAAUGUUUUAAAUGUUUCUAAAUAACUCUAGAAAAAAGUUGUAACCAAUGACUGGGCAUUAUUUCAAUUUUUUUAACUUUAACCCACGCACUGUCAUAAUGACCAAUUUAUUUAAAUUAUUUCUUAGGAAAGGGAUUUUAAAGAUAUGGCAUUACUCAUGGUAGUGAUAAUUAGCAUUUCAAGUUCUAAUUGUGUUAGUAGUGGAGUAUAAGGUACAACUGAAUUUAGUAGGAAUUAUAUAAUGACAUAUGUAGGUCACCAUUGAGUCUAAGUAUAACCAUCUUCAUGGGCUCCUUCAUAUAAUUAUAUUCUGGAUAUUGUUAGUUAUAAUGUUAAAUCACACAAAAAUUUUACAGUGUCAGAAGCUGAGCAUUCAGGAUGCCCUCCGCAUCAUUAAACAGUUACAGACAUCACAGCCACACAGGCAGCUCUGUACUGUUUUGGCGCAAACUUUUAUGGUGCAGAAUUGGAUUAGGCCAUCUGACAUGGAGGCCAACAAGGUUAGAAUAAAAAUUACAAUAGUGAAAGACAGGGACUCUUCGGUUAAUUCAAUAUUAUUUCAAUAUAACCAUAUUAUUAUUUUUUUUUGUAUCGGCCUAUUGCUUAACUUUUAAGACUGCACUUAAUUUACGGAGGCAACCCAUUUUCAAUUCCACUCCCUGUUUGCCCUUGACUCCAGACUUUGUUGGCUGAUGUUUUUACUCAUGGUUUACCUCCUCCCCAAGAAUAGCAUCUCACUAAGCCGACAAGUUCUUACCACCUGGCACUUUACCCAAAGCUUUAGGGUGGGGGGGGGGGGGUGGUCUCAGAACGAAAAGGAACUGCCACCUAAGGGUCCAAAGGCAAACAAAAUGCUCAUUGUAAAAAAAUUUUAAAAAUCUAUUAAAGUUUUAAAGGGGGGGGGGGGGGGGGGAUGUCUCAGGACGAAUAGGAACUGCCACCUCAGGGUCCAAAGGCAGACAAAAUGCUCAUUGUUAAAAUAUUUUAAAUAUUCAUUACAGAUUUAAAGAAGUUUUUAAAUGUUUUCAGGAACUUUUGAGGUUGUGGAUUCGUCAGCAACUCUUAGUGGAUAGAGAACAAGAUCAAUUCAAAGAAAGUGUUUGGGCUAUGGCUAAGCUCUCGCAGUCAACGGAUCAAAUUGUAAUCUUCAUAGAUGUGCUAAGGGAAGAGGUGACUAAAUGUUUUUUAGAUUUGAACACUCAAUUGCUAAUUGAACAAUUUAACAUUUUUUCUAGAGAAAGUAAUUUUAACUGAAUAUUUUUUAAUAUGGGCUAAAAUCUGCUUAAUGGCUUAGACAAAGCUAUCUAUUAAUCUUUGCAGCUUUAAGAAGGAAAAUUAAAAGACGAUGAACUUAAGUUCCUAUGAAAGAAACUAUUGUAAGUUCAAAUGGCUUUGUGGCCAAAAAAACUGAAAAGUUGGCACCACUGCAUUAACAUAAACUUUAAUAAAAAUGUCUAUAUUAACUACUGAAAAUAAGGCAUGAUUGUUGAGAUAAUUUGUUACCAAUAGCAUAUAAUAGUUUAAGAUGUAAUAAACUGCCACCAAUUCUAUUUACACAGAGUACAGUUUGAAUAUGUAGCAUUAUGAAAACAUUUUUUGCAGAUGUCUGAAUAAUGAAAAUUACUUUUAUAUUCCAGUGUGGUGAUGUUUACCUACAAUUGUAUGUGGAUAUGUGUAUCUUUGCGAUCAAUGUGGACAAAGGUCAAAUGGAGACUAAUAUAAAAGAAGGUAAUAUGGAUGCUGCCAUAGCUAGGAGAAGCGACAUGGCAUCCAUUUGUGCUAAGCUGUCAUGCCUCUGCCAUCACACUUCGUUGAAAGUGGCUCGGAUCUGUGCUCUCACAUCAUUUACGCUCAGGCCAUCUGAGCAGUCAUUCACUAAAAUAGGAACAUUCUAUGGACAAGCUGGGGGCUGCUGCAAUAAAUGUGGCUUGGAAAAAAACCAUGAGCCGGGUAAAGUUAAUCCAGCAACUCUCUAUGAAGUUGAAAGGCUGCUUAACAUGCUCAGACCUGACUACCUCAACCCAGAAAACUCAUUUAGUAACAUACAAGCUCUUUGUCGUAGAUUUUUACAUGAGAGUGUAAAAAAUGCUCAGAUGAGAAACCAGCAAGUGGCUUCGGGUGUGUCUAUACUGUCAGUUACUCAGAUAGAGGGUCCAGGAAAGAAGAAAAUAAUGCCACAGGCUAACAAGCCAAAUAAUUUAUUUGAGGCGCUGACGCCUCAGGAUAUCCAGAAUACCCAAUCUUUGCUCAAUAAAAUGCGACUGCAGAGCAUGCCACCACCAAAACCAACCCAUUUGGUACAAAACACACCUCGUCUUAUGAAUCCAUCAGGGAGUAUGAGACCCAAUAUUAUACAAAAUAACCAGCAGAUGACUGCAUUUAAACCUGGCCCGCAAAACAAACAGCAGUAUAUGUUUGAUGCGGAGAAAGUUAAAAGUAGUAUACCAUUUGGUGUUACCUUGGAGCAGCAACAGUACUAUGCCCUUAAACGUGAAAAAGAGCUGGAGCUAAAACAAAAAUAUGCACAGAAAAGGGUAGAAAAACCUCAAGACUCUCUUGGAACAAAUAUUCAAAUUUCUCAGCAGCAGAGUUCUGUUAUGUUGCAAAACCAGAUGAAACAGAAACAGCUCUUGCAGAGAAAUGCUCGGGUCUCUCAAAUGAUCCAGUCAGCAAUGCGUCAAGAUUCUAAUGUCCUCCAAAGUCCAGAUAUAGUUCAAGCUGUUUUAAAUAUAAUGAAGGGCAAUGUCUUGAAACAGACUUCCCCCGUGCCACAACAACAAACCCUCAAUCAUCAAAUGCCUCAAACAUCAUCUUCCACCGCUCAACAAGGAACUCAGCCUUUGCCUACAGUGUCAACUUUGUUGAGGCCAACCAUACAUUCACAGCAACUGGGACAACCUCAACAAUCAGGACAACCUCAGCAACACAGGGAACAACCAUCACCACGAAAAUACCCAAGGCCCCAGCUUUACGCACAACCCAUUAUUGUUUCAACCUCCCCCAGCCUGACCUCUUUGAGCAACAGGUCACAUAUAACAACUGCCCAAAUCUCCAGAAAUAGUAAUUUACAUAACAUCAAUGUCAUAUCAACUAUGUCGUCUGCUCAGAGACAGGGAGCAGAAAACCAGAUGUCAAAGAGCCAGGCAGACAGCAUUAGACAGUACAUGCAAAUGUCAAACAUUCAGAAACAAAUUGCAGAGCAACGGCAGAUGUCAGGCUCCACUGUGACCCUUAACAAUAUUCCAGUGACUAGGUCCCCGAGCAUCCACCAGA